Ahaetulla prasina is the source of this 3379-nucleotide messenger RNA. Its product is annotated as mucosal pentraxin-like. NCBI's taxonomy places the organism in Eukaryota, Metazoa, Chordata, Lepidosauria, Squamata, Colubridae. The record is from RefSeq and is a predicted model, not a curated record. Bases 102 to 749 code for a protein of 215 amino acids. The transcript is spliced from 2 exons. Gene Ontology annotation, biological process: innate immune response. Gene Ontology annotation, molecular function: complement component C1q complex binding.
GGCUACAUAUUUGCAGAGCUGCUGGUUUUCCAAAGCCACUUUGCAGCCACCGCUGAGCUCAGUUUCUCGUCCGUUUCAUUUGCCCGGGAAAGGAGAAGAAGAUGGCGCCGUGGUGGGUCUGUUUGAUCCUCUUCGCCAGUCUCUCGAAAACCUCUCUCCAGGAAAAUCUGCAGGGCUAUUCCUUCGUUUUCUCCCACAAAGGCUAUGUCACAUUGGAGGUGGACCAACCUCAAGACCUUCUCCAGAAUCUCACCGUCUGCCUCUGUUCUUUCUCUGACUCGCCGUCCAAGCAGGCCCUGUUCUCCUACGCCACCAAAGACCAAGACAAGGAAAUCUUGAUCUAUAAGGUUCAUAACCCGGCGGAUGGCUUUUGGUGGUACACGGUCUACAUCGGCGGUGUGCCUGAGCGCUUCCGAGUCCCCGAUUCCUACCAAGACUGGCAGAAGAUCUGCAUCCAAUGGGCAUCGGAGACGGGAGUCCUAACCUUCGAGUUCAAUGGAAGAUCGUUGGCCAGGAAAAUGGUACGUCGAGGUUACUUCAUCAAACCCCACGCUUUGGUCCAGCUUGGACGAGCCCACCACGAGGAUGUUUCCUUCCACGGAGAGAUCCAGCAAGUGAACAUGUGGAACACUACUUACAUUACGUACGCUCCAGCCAUGAUCGGGUGGUCCAACCUGAGCUAUGAAACUCAAGGCAACGUGGUUGUGGAUUAUCUUUCCUGGCCAGCAAAUACCUGUCAGGUGUACUAACUCUCCACCUCACAUCUUACUCCGGUCAUCUUUGGUCCUUCAAAAUCCAUCCAGAGAAGGAGAACUGUGGCUUUCUUAGUGCCCUCUCAGCUUGGUUGCUUGCUUGCAGACAUUUCGUGACCCAACUAGAUAACAUCAUCAGUGCCAAAAGAGAAAGGGGUUUGCUUUUACUUUUAUAUACUAGUUGUUGUGUCUGCGCCCCCCCCCCCGAGCCGGGCCCCCUGCCAGAAAGUGACUUGGAAAGUGAGGGGGAAGGGCCCAUUUGGACUUACCUCGGGAGCACCGGCUUCCCUGGCUCAGCUCCAGGAGCCAGAGGCAGGCCAGGUGGAGGAGAUAACGAGGCCUCCGUCCCCUGACUCUUUCCCCCCCCAGGCCACGCCUCCAGACCCAGCUGAUGGCAAUCAGGCCUGGCUGCACCCUAGGUUUCGUAGGCAGGAGAGGCGGGAACAACAGAAGCAGGGGUGGGGCAGGCCUAGGAAGUGCUGAGUCAUGGAGCCACACCCCACAGGAUAUAAAACCAGCGAGGGCUGCUAGGCCUCUUCGUAGCAGGCAAAUCAACUGCUUGACUAGAGCUGAAGUACUGUUUGUUCCUGGGUGACUCAUCGGCAUCAAGGGAGAUAACAGAGUCACUUGGCAGACGCUCGCUAGUUUGCUGCCAGAGCUGAUAGUGCCGGCUAAUUAAGCCAUCACUCAGACGGAAGCGAGGGGGGACAGAACACUAAUGGUUUGCCCUGUCACAGUGUGGGUGGGCAUGUCCUUGAUAGAAUAGAAUAGAAUUUUAUUGGCCAAGUGUGAUUGGACACACAAGGAAUUUGUCUUGGUGCAUAUGCUCUCAGUGUACAUAAAAGAAAAGAAAAGAUUUGAUUAAGCCAUUGUUUGAUGUUAGCCUGUUGGUAGUUCCUUGGCUAGGAUAUCAUUCACCCCCUCACCAGCAGUCAACACUAUAUAUGAACAGAGUUUGAGAUUAACAAUAGUCCAAGUUUCAAGAAAUAAACAAUACCUUCCCUGAUUGUUUGCCAACUUUCAAUGCCAAGGAGUCAUUCCUACCAACACUGACAGGGCAAGCAAACCCCACUCUCUUCUAGCACUGAUGAUGUUACCUAGUUGGGGUCAUGAAACGUCUUCAAGAGAAUAACCAAGUUCGGAGCACACCAAGAACUCUGUCAGGGUUCCAAUGGAUGCCCUAAUUAAAUCAUGAGCCUCCAGCCAAGCUUCAAAAGAAAUCCAGUUAUUUAUUAGGAGCUUCAUGUCGGCAACUUCCCAAGUGAAGCCAGCUCUGACCCUACAUAAUUUAUGCCCCAGUCAUGACCCUGUUUCCCCCCUUGCCCCCAGGGUGUGUCAUCAAUCACAUUUGCCAACGGAGCAAUUUCCCGGGUUGUAAAGGUCAUUCUGACCAGUUCUGAAGAACUGGUAGUGGAAAAUUUGAGUAGUUCGGAGAACCGGUAGUAAAAAUUCUAACUGGCCCCACCCCCCCAUCUAUUCUCCGCCUCCCAAAUCCCAGAUGAUUGGGGGGAAAUGGGGAUUUUGCAGUAACCUUCCCCUGGAUUGGAGAGGGAAUGGAGAUUUUACAGUAUCCUUCCCCUGUCACGCCCACCAAGCCACGCCCACCAAGCCACGCCACGCCCACCAAGCCAUGUCCACAGAACCGGCAGUAAAAAAAAUUGGAAAAAAAAAUUGGAAAAAAAAUAAUUCGGUCAUUCGACUCCGACUGCUGUAGGUAACCCUGGGAGACAGCCUUGAGAGAAAGAAGCAUGGGAUGUGCAUCUGUCUUUGGCUGCUGUGCUAUUUCACUGAUUUCCCAUCCCCUCUGGCCUAGGGCAACUCGAGAGGAAGCCAGGGAUUCUUUGUGAGUUUGUCGACUCCUUAUUUCAACCAUAAGUUACAAGCAUUCUCUUCUAUCUUGUCCUUUCUUCCUCACUCCCCAAUCAUCUCCUGCGUUUUUAUAGGCAUGGAUCGCGUGGUUAGUUCUCCUGGUAGUAAGCAUUAAAUGAAUGUAUUAUGUGCCUGCAGUUAAAGCCAGUAUAGACAUCGCGUUAAAAACAGCAGUAAAAUUAUAACGUACUAAUCAAUUAUAACAUCACGAUAUAAAAUAAGGCACCUCUAGAUUAAGAGGCUCGUAAUAUAUCAUGCUAUCCUUAUUGAUACAUUAAUAAGUUUUUUGAAGUUUUUGAAGGAAAUUAAUCCCUUCAGCUUUGCGCAAGAAUAAUUGUGGAUAAGUCAACCUCAGAAAAAUCAAAGUCAGGUGAGAAAAGACAGCGAAAUCUUCAAGUAUCCAGGAAGAAGCUUCCCCCCACUCAAUGCAUAAACCUAGAGGAACAGUCCUCAAAUUACGACCAUAACUGAGUCCUGCAACUAGAGUUCGAAGUCAUGAUGGUCGUAAAUCAGAUCAUCACAUGACCAGACCUAAUUUUAUUAACUUUUUUGCGGCAAUUGUUAACCAAAUACAAUGGUCAUAAAGUGUUAAGCAAGAUGGUCAUUAAGUGAAGUCUUUGGUUCUUUAAGCAAAGCCAUUGUUCACCAUGAAGCAUUUUUGGUUUGUUUGUUUUGCAAGAAAGUGGAAGUAAAUGCUGAUUUCUAGCAAAAUACAUCAGCAGCCUUUAAUAAAUUCAUCCGUGUAUAUAACAUCUUCA